This is a messenger RNA of Cydia amplana, 606 nucleotides long. It is a transcript of the gene CPR45, whose product is annotated as endocuticle structural glycoprotein ABD-4-like. The transcript has 4 exons. Gene Ontology annotation, cellular component: chitin-based extracellular matrix. NCBI's taxonomy places the organism in Eukaryota, Metazoa, Arthropoda, Insecta, Lepidoptera, Tortricidae. The coding region runs from base 172 to 606 and encodes 144 amino acids. Gene Ontology annotation, molecular function: structural constituent of chitin-based larval cuticle. The record is from RefSeq and is a predicted model, not a curated record.
GGCAAGGGCCGGUCCUCGAGUGCACCAUAAAAUAUGCUAAAUUACAUGUCGUAUCUGCCACGAUAAGUAGUUGCAACCAAUUUUUACGUAUAAAUACAGGGGGUGCGUUGUGAGUGCAUCAUUCCAAGCUUUGUCAUCAGACUUGCAACCUGCAGCCAACAUACAUACAACAUGAUGCGCUUUGUGAUCCUCGUCUUGGCAGUAGCCGCAGUCAGCGCUGACGUCAGCAGUUUCCAGACCUUCCAAGAUCCUCAAUAUACGACCCCCAUCCCCAUCAUCAGGCAGGAACAGGUCAUCAACCCCGACGGCUCAUACAAAUGGAGUUAUGAGACCGGCAACGGAAUCGCGGCUGAAGAGCAGGGCUACGUGAAGAACCUGGGUGUCCCAGACCAGGAGGCGCAGACAGCGCAAGGACAAUAUCAGUACACCGCUCCUGAUGGCCAGGUUAUCCAGCUAACCUACAUCGCGGACGAGAACGGUUUCCAACCCCAAGGGGCGCAUCUCCCGACCCCUCCCCCGAUCCCAGCUGACAUCCAGAAGGCUCUGGAUUACCUCGCCACGCUGCCGCCUCCGACCCCUGACAACAGGAACUACAGAACUCAAUAG